CCUCUAGCGGUUAAAAAGGGUUUGGCAAAGCGGAAGCUGAGUUGAAAAUGGGGCAGGGCUGACACAAUUUAGCAAUUUGGUUAAUUUCUGAUCUUUAUUGACCAGGCACCAUUGAUAUUCAUCAUGGCAGCAGGGGAGAAAAUCACGUUGACAGACGCACUGCAAAAUGUGGAUGUGUUGGACGAGCUUCCCCUGCCAGACCAGCAGCCCUGUAUUGAGGGAAUGUCCUUGUCCAUUCAUUACCAGGCUAACUUUGACACUAACUUUGAGGACAGGAAUGCCUAUGUCACUGGGGUUGCUCGGUACAUUGAGGAGGCUACAGUCCAUGCAGAACUGAACAAGUUGCUGGAGGAGGGACAGGAACAUGCGGUGAUGCUCUACACAUGGAGGUGUUGUUCUCGUGCCCUACCUCAGGUGAAGAGCAAUGAACAGGCCAACAGGACAGAGAUCUACCAGAAAACCGUGGAGGUACUCGACCCACAAGUCUCCAAGUUGAUGGAUCUCAUGUACUUCACGAGACGAGCUAUACUGAGGUUUGGAGGUGAGGUGAAGCGCCUGUCACACAAUCAGAAGAGAAAUGACUUUGUAUCCGAGGCCUACCUUGUUACACUGGGAAAGUUUAUUAACAUGUUCGCUGAACUGGACGAGCUGAAGAACAUGAAGGCUGGUAUUAGGAAUGAUUACUCGGCUUAUAGAAGGUCAGCCAUGUUCCUGAAGGUAAUGGCCGACCCUCAGGCCCUGCAGGAGUCACAAAACUUGUCCAUGUUCUUGGCCACCCAGAACAAGAUACGUGAAAUGUUGAAGGAGGCCCUAGUAGAAGCUGGCAAUUGCGAGGAGCUCCUGGCUGACAUCAUCAACAUCUGUGUGAAUAUGUAUGAAAACCGUCUCUUCCUGGAGCCCAGUGAAAAGUACAUGCUGGUCAAGGUGAUGGCCUUUGGAGUAUAUCUGCUGGAUAAGCCAGAUUGUAACAUUUACAAGAUGGACCAAAGGAAGAGGAUUAAUAUCACAAAAAUAGACAAGAUUCUCAAGCAACUGGAGAUUGUUCCCCUAUAUGGAGAUAUGCAGAUCAACCCUUACACAUACAUUAAGGGAAGCUGUAACUACGAUGCCUCACGCUGGACCUUCUGUGAGUCAAGCCACACAAGUCCGCAGUCCAACAUUCUAGCCAAUCUGGAGGCAAUCCGAGAAGACCAUAUGGCCUAUAUAAGUCAGCUCGCAAAACACAGCAAUGAGGCCAUCACAACAACACGUGAGUCCCCACGACCUGAUGCUGAGAACAAGGAGCUGAGUGACCUUGCCCUACGUGGUCUUCACCUCAUGUCAGCCUGGACGCAGCAGGUCAUGGAGCUGUACUCCUGGAAGUUACUACAUCCUACAGACAGUCAUCAGAAUCCUGACUGUCCACAGACCUCAGAGGAAUACGAACGGUCAAUCCGGUACAACUAUAACAGUGAAGAGAAGUUUGCCAUCAUAGAGGUUAUCGCGAUGAUCAAAGGGCUACAACUCCUGAUGGCCCGUAUGGAGACAGUGUUUAUGGACGCUAUUCGACGACACAUUUAUGCAGAACUACAGGAUUUUGUUCAGCUUAUCUUGAGGGACCCACUACGCAAAUCCAUCAAGAAACGUAGCGACGUCAUCAAAGUGAUAAUUAUGGCAGUGCGAGAUACAUGUGUUGACUGGUUCAGGGGAACAGAGCCACAGGAUGAUCCCUCACUCAAGGGCAAGAAGGACCCAGAGGAUGGUUUUAUGAUUAAGGUCCCAAGGAGAAAUGUAGGACCCUCAACAACACAGCUGUACAUGGUGAGGACCAUGCUGGAGUCCCUGAUUGCAGAGAAGAGUGGUGGUAAGAAGACCCUGAGAAAGGAUAUAGACUAUCAGCACCUCCUGACCAUCGACACCUUCCACAAAACCUCAUUCUUCUGGAACUACCUCCUCAACUUCAAUGAGUCUCUCCAGAAAUGUUGUGACUUAUCCCAGCUGUGGUACCGAGAAUUCUUCUUAGAGAUGACCAUGGGCAAACGGAUACAGUUCCCUAUAGAAAUGUCAUUGCCAUGGGUGCUGACAGACCACAUACUGGAGACCAAGGAACCUUCCAUGAUGGAGUACAUUCUAUACCCCUUGGAUCUGUACAAUGACAGUGCCCACUACGCCCUCACAAAGUUCCACAAACAGUUCCUCUAUGAUGAAGUGGAAGCUGAGGUGAACCUCUGUUUUGAUCAAUUUGUGUACAAGUUGAGUGACCAGAUAUUUGCCUACUAUAAACAUCUGGCAGGAAGUAUUAUGCUUGACAAGAGAUUUCGAUCAGAGUGUGCGAGCAUGGGUGUCAAGGUCAAUUACCCAGUUGCUAACAGAUACCAAACUCUUCUGCGACAGAGACAUGUGCAGAUCCUUGGACGGCUUAUUGAUCUGAACAAGCUGAUUGGCCAGCGAGUGAAUGCUGCGCUACAGAAGGCCCUGGACGUGGCCAUCGCCAGGUUUGAGGGCGGCGACAUCACUGGUGUUGUGGAGCUAGAGGGGUUGAUUGAGUGUAACCGACUCACCCAUAAACUAUUAGCAAAGUACCUGACGUUGAAUGACUUUGAUGCCAUGCUGAGAGAAGCCAACCACAAUGUGUCGGCACCUUAUGGACGUACAACACUCCAUGUGUUCUGGGAGGUCAACUAUGACUUCCUCCCCAACUACUGCUACAAUGCUGCCACCAACAGGUUUGUGAAGACCAAACUGCCAUUUGGCCCAGAGAGUCAGCGAGAGAAACCUCCCAAUGCUUCACCACACUAUAUCUGGGGCACCAAGGCCUUGACAACCUCCUACAGUGCUAUCUACAACCUAUACCAGGGCUUCGUUGGAGCUCCUCACUUUAGAGCCAUCUGUCGUCUGAUUGGCUAUCAGGGCAUUGCCGUGGUAAUAGAGGAACUCCUUAAGAUAGUCAAGGCCUUGCUGAAGGGGACCCUAUUUGAUUAUGUGAAGACUUUGAUGAAGGUGAUGCCAAAUGUUUGUCGUUUACUUCGCUACGACUAUGGAUCACCAGGUGUGAUGGGGUACUAUCAGGCCCAGCUCAACGACCUGAUCCAGUACCCAGACCUGAGGACGGAAGUGUUCCAGAGUUUCCGGGAAGUUGGCAAUGCAGUGCUCUUCUGUAUGUUGAUAGAACAGUGUCUGACACAAGAAGAAGUUUGUGACCUGAAACAUGCUGCUCCUUUCCAGAACAUCAUACCCAAACCAUAUAUUCCUAUCAAAGAGGGGGACAACAGAAAGGAAAAGGAGCAGGAACUUAAAAUGAUGAUGAAGAGACUGGAAGCCAAAUAUGCUGCUCUCCAAGUGGUACCAGUCAUCUCAAAACUGGGAAAUAGUCAGCAAAGUGAGAUUGCGGCUGAAGGAGACCUGUUGACCCGAGAAAGGCUCUGCUGUGGACUGUCCAUGUUUGAGAUUGUGCUGACAAGGAUCCGUACUUUCAUAGAGGAUCCACUUUGGGUCGGACAGCAACCAGCAAAUGGUGUGAUGAAUAUUGAUGAAUGUACCGAGUUCCACAGAUUAUGGAGUGCAGUCCAGUUUGUGUUCUGUAUCCCAGUAGGGGACAAUGAGUACACCAUAGAAGAGCUGUAUGGCGAGGGUCUGAACUGGGCAGGAUGUGCCCUCAUCAUUCUCCUCAACCAGCAGAGAAGGUUUGAGGCUCUCGACUUCAGCUACCAUAUCCUCAAGGUCAACAGGGUCGACAUGAAGGAUGAAAAUGUCAAGGGUAUUCAAUUAAAGAAGAUGGUGGACAGAAUUAGAAAAUUCCAAAUAUUGAACAAUCAAAUAUUUGCUGUGUUGAACAAAUACUUAAAGACCAAUGACUCAGACAGUAUUCCUGUAGAGCAUGUGAGAUGUUUCCAACCUCCAAUCCACCAGUCUCUAGCCACAACAAUAUAACAGGACAGCACCAGGACUGUUCACCAAAGCCUGGCACUUCACAGGAUACAGUCAGAAGUGUACCAGCUGUUGUGUUAUCAUUGUGUAUUGGUCCAUCAGUCACACAGCAUCACUGUUACAGAUAUAGAUUUACUUAUAUCCCAGUGUCAAAGAAUUAUGUUCGGAUGAUGGACUUAGCAUUCAUUUAACCAAAGCUUUAAAAAAAGACUCGAGUAAAAUGCUUAGAGACAAUUGGAUUGGAUGCAAGUUGUGACUCUGGAUUAUCUUUGUAUCUGUUGGAGAGUUUGUGUGACAGAUCCGUGCUUGCAAUCUCCAGUAGUAUAUAUACCCAAUGUAACUUUUAUAAAGGGGUAACUUUGGUGUUAGGUUUAUAACAGCAGGGCCACUUACAGAUAUCAGCAUGUGAGAUUGAAUCCUGAGGCAAACCUAUAACCACAGUGCAUUUAUAAUAUUAAAGUGCAGUGAAUAUAGUGGUGAUACACAUGUACAUGUGUCGUGAAAUAACUGGUUUUUACACUCUAUUUUCAACGUUCAGCUGUCUUCCAUACAUACAAUUAAAAGGUUUCCUGUAUUACUGGGUACAGCACAACACAAAUUGUU
Mizuhopecten yessoensis (Yesso scallop) is the source of this 4509-nucleotide messenger RNA. RefSeq names its product cytoplasmic FMR1-interacting protein 1-like. Gene Ontology annotation, cellular component: synapse; SCAR complex; neuron projection. Lineage: Eukaryota; Metazoa; Mollusca; Bivalvia; Pectinida; Pectinidae. The record is from RefSeq and is a predicted model, not a curated record. Gene Ontology annotation, molecular function: RNA 7-methylguanosine cap binding; small GTPase binding. Bases 124 to 3909 code for a protein of 1261 amino acids. Gene Ontology annotation, biological process: cell projection assembly; regulation of translation; regulation of actin filament polymerization. The transcript has 30 exons.